Messenger RNA from Acaulospora morrowiae, 1083 nucleotides. Lineage: Eukaryota; Fungi; Glomeromycota; Glomeromycetes; Diversisporales; Acaulosporaceae. The record is from the annotation of a GenBank genome assembly.
AUGGUCAACGUCGGGAUUAUCGGUGUAGGCCUCGUCGGUUCAGAACUCCUUUCUCAACUCUCGACCCACCGUUCUAGCAAUGUAAUUCCUAAAUUUUCAGUUGUUGCCCUCAAAAAUUCAUCUAAACAACUCUUGAGCAGUUCAGAUUAUGCACCGCUCGACCUUUCAAACUGGAAAGUCGCCCUGCAAACUCACGGUGCAACGUCGGACCUCGCGACGUUCGUUGAAUACUUAUCCAGCAGUCCGACUCCAGCGGUCAUUAUUGAUAACACCUCGAGUCAAGAAAUAGCGUCGCAAUAUUCGUUAUUUCUAAGGAAGGGGUUGCACGUAGUAACGCCCAAUAAAAAAGCGUUUAGCGGUGACAUAGAAUAUUAUAAGAAAAUAGUUGAAGAGGCGGAGAAAAACAAAAGAUCCUUGUUACACGAAAGCACAGUUGGUGCUGGAUUACCAGUCAUUAAUACUUUAAAUGAUUUAAUUAAAACUGGUGAUAAAAUAGUGAAGAUCGAAGGAAUCUUUUCAGGAACUUUAAGCUAUAUCUUUAAUGAGUUUUCUUCGUUGAGCGGUAACACAAAAAGAAAGUUUUCGGAAAUUGUUAAAGUUGCCCAGGAAAAUGGCUAUACGGAGCCCGAUCCACGCGAUGACUUGAACGGAUUGGAUGUUGCUCGCAAAGUUGUUAUUCUUGGUAGAAUUGCUGGAUUCGAUUUGGAUCUUGAAACGUUACCGGUGGAAAACAUCGUACCUGAGUCAUUACGCACCCUACCAUCAUCCUCAGAAUUCAUGGAACGUUUGCCUGAAUUCGAUCAUCAUUUUGAUAACUUGGAUCAAACUGCAAAAAAUAGCAAUCAAGUUUUAAGGUAUAUCGGCAUCAUUGAUCCGGUUAAUAAUGAAAAAUGUGUAAAAUUAGUCAGUUUGCCAGUGUCUCAUCCGUUCGCUUCGCUUAAAGGAAGCGAUAAUAUUAUCGCAUUUACUACACAAAGAUUUCCUAACCCUUUAAUAAUUCAAGGUGCUGGAGCGGGAGCUGGCGUUACAGCUUUCGGCAUAUUUUCAGAUCUCUUAAAAAUUUAUGACAAAGUUAAUGCAUAA